AUGGCUGCCUGCGCCACUCACUCCUCUCUCAUGCUAGCAUACGCCGCAUCCACUCGUUCCCAGGACCUUACCCUUCCAUCUCUUUUCCCCUUUGCCAACCCCAGACCCAACAACUUGGGCGUCGCUCUCUAUCCCCCGCUUCUUCUCCUUGGGGGGAGAAGUUAUGCUGCUAUUGACAGAGGUUCCAACCGAUCUUUCCCGGUAGUUGUCUCCGCCGUCGCCGCAGAUGCUGACGUCGACACGGAGGAGAAUGAAAUUGGGGAAGCCACCGCCACCGCCACCGCCACCGCCACUGCCGUGCUUGAUCCGCCCAAGCCAAAGAAAGGAAAAGCCGCUUUGCUUCUGAAGAGGGAUAGAACAAGGUCUAAGAGGUUUUUGGAAAUCCAAAAGCUAAGGGAAACCAAAAAGGAGUAUGACGUCAAGACUGCUAUAUCUUUGCUUAAGCAAACCGCAAACACAAGGUUUGUGGAGUCGGUAGAAGCCCAUUUCCGUCUCAACAUCGAUCCCAAGUACAAUGAUCAGCAGCUGCGGGCAACGGUGAGCCUUCCUAAGGGAACAGGGCAGACUGUUAAAGUGGCUGUUCUUGCACAAGGUGAGAAGGUCGAUGAAGCCAAAAAUGCAGGGGCGGAUAUUGUGGGUAGUGAUGAUUUGAUCGAACAGAUCAAAGGAGGGUUCAUGGAGUUUGACAAGUUAAUUGCAUCCCCGGAUAUGAUGGUCAAGGUUGCUGGCCUGGGAAAGAUUCUUGGCCCACGGGGGCUCAUGCCAAACCCCAAGGCUGGUACCGUCACAGCUAACAUUCCUCAGGCCAUAGAAGAGUUCAAGAAGGGGAAAGUGGAAUUCAGAGCAGACAAAACUGGGAUCGUUCACAUUCCCUUUGGGAAAGUCAAUUUUGCAGAGGAAGACCUGCUCAUAAACUUCCUUGCAGCAGUGAAAUCGGUGGAGACAAACAAGCCAAAGGGAGCCAAAGGAGUGUACUGGAAAAGCGCCCACGUUUGCUCCUCAAUGGGGCCGUCCAUCAAGUUGAACAUAAGGGAGAUGAUAGACUUCAAGCCUGCAGCUGGGAACUAA
This is a messenger RNA of Thlaspi arvense, 1068 nucleotides long. The record is from the annotation of a GenBank genome assembly. NCBI's taxonomy places the organism in Eukaryota, Viridiplantae, Streptophyta, Magnoliopsida, Brassicales, Brassicaceae.